Messenger RNA from Diversispora eburnea, 1185 nucleotides. Lineage: Eukaryota; Fungi; Glomeromycota; Glomeromycetes; Diversisporales; Diversisporaceae. The record is from the annotation of a GenBank genome assembly.
AUGUCGGGAAAUUCUAUUAUUCAACGUCGCAAAAAACAAACCAAAAAAAAUAAUAAUGAAAAUAUUCAAAAUACCAGCAUUCUUAAUUAUCUCAAAACUCCAUUUUCAGAAAUAACGCGUCAAACAACAAAUACUACAAAUGUAUUAUUAUGUAGAGAGAACUCUGAACCGCCAACAGAACUAUGGGGUAAUCCAGUUGGUGGGUCAGUAUUAGGGUCAAGAGAAUGGAACGCUUCGACGCGUUUUUUUAUUAAACAUUUCACGAGUUCUAAGAAAGAUGAAUUCAAAUUUCUGGGUGAUCGAGGUUUGAUCACUCCAUUUGUUUGUUCAUUUAGUCAUUUUGUAAGAGAUGGAAAAUAUUUAGCAGUAGCAGAUGAAGAAGGUGUAGUGGGAUUUAUUGAUGCUAGACAUGAUAAUACCAUCGAGAUGGAACGAUAUCGUCCUCAAUUUCGUACUCAUGAUAAUGCAGUAUUUGAUAUUAUGUGGAGUGAAAAUGAUAAAUCAAUUAUAACGGCUUCGGGAGAUCAAACAGCAAGAUUAUGGGAUAUAGAAUCACAUAAAUGCAAGGCAGUCUUCUUUGGUCAUACUUGCAGUAUUAAAACUGUAAGUUACAAUUCGUGCAAUCCAAAUAUGUUGGUUACAGCAUCUAGAGACGGUAAUAUUUUUAUUUGGGAUGUUCGUACAACUGGCUUGCGUAUGCCGGAAGGAGGUAGUGUGACUGGUGCACAAUUUUUAAAACAUCAAGAUAAUUUAAUUUCUUCAACGGGAGCAAUUGAUGGUAUUAUCAAAUAUUGGGAUUUAAGGAAUCACGGUACAAUUAAGUCAUCAACACCAGUUCAAACUUCUAUUAAUGGUUCAAAUGCUAAACGUCCACAUGGUAUAUCAAAUUUGUUAUUAAAUAAUAAAGGUAAUCGAUUAUUUACAAGUAGCACUGAUAACGUCGUCUACAUGUAUGAUCCUAUAAAUUUAGGAGCUCCGUUAGCUCGAUUUACCAGUCCAACAUUUUUAUGUUGUUCAUUUUAUAUUCGUAUGGCGAUUUCUCCUGAUGAUAAAUAUAUCAUGUGUGGUUCAGGUGAUAAUAACAUUUAUAUAUGGGAAAUCGAUUUCCCCGAUGAAAGUCCUGUUAUUUUAAAAGCACACGAAGAUGAAGUUACAAGUUUAAGUUGGUCAAGAAAUCUUGAAACG